UGUUAACUACUAUUUGUAAAGAAAUUAAAUUUUAACUGGUAUUUGUAGAGAUUGAAUUUUAACUGUCAUCUCUAGAGAGACUAUUGACAGUGAAGAUUUGAAAGAGACUACGAGAAAAAUGGAAGAAAGAAAAUGAAGAAAACUUAUUUCCUGGCAGAACUGUUCUUAUCUUCUCUUGUGAAGAAACAAGAUUUGAGAGACAGCUGAAAUCAUGAGAGUUGAGUGGUGGGACUGUGCUCUAGAUGUGAGGAGAGAUCAAAAGUAAUAGUAAUGGUAAAAGAGGAGUCUGGCUAUGAUCUUUCUUACAGCUAAAAGAUUGCAAAUAAUUAUUUAAACAAGUGUGCCUUUGUGUUAUUGUUAUUAGUUACAUUGCUAGUAAAUCAUGUUGCCACUAACUUUGAUAUGUAUUUAAGCCAAGAAGAUUAGGAGUUUUGAUAAAAAGAGAUGAGCAACUACCCAUAGGGAAAAAGAGGUUUCUUCAGUUUAUUAGGCACUAUGAGGUAAGCAGACCUAGAAGAACAGUGACCACAAUGGUGACCACAAUGACCACAAUACUAUGAGGGAAAACAACAAUGAAAGACUUCAGAACUCUAAUUACUACAGAGUACAAUCAUGAUUUCAGAAGACUGAGAGUGAAGCACCCCUCCUGUCUCUUUUCAGAGGGUGUGGACUGACUCCUGUCUAGGUUUGGAGGUAUUGUGGCCCAACAGAUGCUGUACCCUCUCAUUGGCAGAGUCUUCAUUCAUACGUUGGGACCUGCUAGUUUUGUGGAUCUGCCUGAUACUGAUCCCAGACCCAAUACUCUUGUCACCUUCCAUGCCCACCUACUGGGGCAUCCAGAUUUGCCUCGAUGGCUCCACUACACCCAGCGCAGCCCCAGUCAGCCUGGUUUCCUCUAUGGGACCCCUACACUUGAAGACCGAGGCCAACAAAUCAUUGAGGUCAUAGCCUACAACAGAGAGAGCUUUGAGACAACCCGAAACAGGCUGGUGCUGCUGGUAGGGGAGCCUGAAGGCCCUUCACUUCCAUACGAAGCUGAAUUCCUGGUGCAAAGCCAUGAUGUGGAAGAGGUGCUGCCCUCACCUAUUGGGCAGCGCUUUUUGACCGCCCUGGGUGGACUCUGGGUGCCUGGGGAACUGCAGUUACUCAACAUCACCUCUGCUCUGGACCGUGGAGGUCGUGUCCCUCUUCCCAUUGAAGGCCGCAAGGAGGGGGUUUACAUCCAAGUGGGUUCUGCCAGUCCCUUCUCCACCUGCUUGAAGGUGGUAGGGUCUCCUGCCAGCCAUGACCGCUGCACCCAGGGCCAGCCGCCACUUCUGUCCUGCUAUGACAGCUUCGUACCCCACUUCAAAGUCGACUGGUGCAAUGUGUCCCUGGUGGAUAAGUCAGUACCUGCACUACCUGGGCCGGUGCCCACCUGGGGCGAUGGCAUUUUGGAGCAUGAUCCAUACUUCUGCCCCCCAACGGAGGCACCUGACAGAGACUUUCUGACGGAUGCCCUGAUCACCCUCCUAGUGCCGCUGCUGGUCGCCCUGCUUCUUACCCUGAUUCUGGCUUACAUCAUGUGCUGCCGAAGGGAGGGCGUGUUGAAGAGAAACCUUGCUACCUCUGACAUCCAGAUGGUUCACCACAGCACCAUUCAUGGCAACACGGAGGAACUCCGGCAGAUGGCAGCAAACCGAUCAGUGCCCCGGCCUCUGUCCACCUUGCCCAUGUUCAAUGUGCGCACGGGUGAGCAGCUGCCUCCCUGCUCUGACAUUGCCCAGGUGCCCCUCAUCCUUGACCAACACUGAGGACCUCUGACUUCUCCAGGGAAUGGCCACAUCCCAUCUGAGGAAUCCAGCUGCUGAAUCACUUACAACAAGGGGCCAUGCUGGGGUGUGGGCUGGAGCCAGGGUGUGGGAAGUGGUGGGGGCCAAGAGGGAUUAGAGAAAGAGAGAAAAUAAAUUCACUCAUCUGA
Molecule: messenger RNA, 1960 nt
Organism: Phascolarctos cinereus (koala)
Lineage: Eukaryota; Metazoa; Chordata; Mammalia; Diprotodontia; Phascolarctidae
Source: RefSeq, a predicted model, not a curated record